This is a messenger RNA of Penicillium mononematosum, 1005 nucleotides long. RefSeq names its product GFA family protein. The transcript has a single exon. NCBI's taxonomy places the organism in Eukaryota, Fungi, Ascomycota, Eurotiomycetes, Eurotiales, Aspergillaceae. Gene Ontology annotation, molecular function: carbon-sulfur lyase activity. The record is from RefSeq and is a predicted model, not a curated record. The coding region runs from base 1 to 1005 and encodes 334 amino acids.
AUGGCUACUAAGACGUUAAUGGCUUCGUGCCACUGCAAGAAUGUCCAGUUUACUGUCGCCGUUCCAACCGAAUGUUUUCCCUUGAACAUACACCUAUGUCACUGUAGCAUAUGUCGUUACACCCACGGCGCACCAUGCAGCUUUCACGCACCACUACCAGUUGGUGUGGAGCCUCAAUUUAUUGCACCAUCCAGCCUCAACAAACUGACUAGUUAUCGACACCCAGCAUCAACAGCGACGGGCUAUUUCUGCAGCACUUGUGGCUGCCAGAUUGGAGGAGCUGAUGGUCAAUGGGUAAUCACUCCCGCAAUCUUCGAUGCCAAUAGAGAGGAUGAAGGCAUUUGGAAGUUCAACGCCCAUAUGCUUCCGACCUCUGCACCGGACGGUGGUCUAGCAGCUGUGUUUUCGGUCAUUGACGGACAUCGAAUGGAGACCGAAAAUCUAGGUCUAUCUCCGCAGGCUAUAGCCGGGAGCGAUUCGCAGCCACCUGAUCCCGAAAGCAAAGAGCUCCUAGCGCAGUGUCAUUGCGGUGGAGUCUCUUUCACCAUUGCCCGCCCUAGCGAGGAAUUCGUCGCAAGUCCUCGAAGUAAAGGAUGGAUUUCAUCCUUGGACAAGAGCAAGUGGCUUGCAUCUAUGGAUCUCUGCGACGACUGUCGAUUGGUUACUGGCACACAUGUCAUCAGUUGGAUAUUUGUAUCCCUUGAUCAUAUCACGCCGCGUUUGCCGAAGAACUUAUUGAUCGGAUCAGCGAAGGGCUAUCGCUCCUCGAAAGAUGUACUCCGGGUAUUCUGCGGGACUUGUGGUGCAACUGUCUUUUAUCAUUGUGAUGGACGACCGGAGAUUGUAGAUGUGGCGAUGGGAAUCCUACGCGCGCCUGAAGGCGCUAUGGCUGAGAACUGGAGCGUGUGGAGAGCUGGGCGGGCAUCAUGGCCGGAGAACGGAAUGCGGUAUCACGCCGGAUUUAGCCGUGCGCUGAUCGAAGGGAUGCAGCGAUGGGGGGGCUGA